GGCUCAGGUCUGAUAGUUGAGUGAGACUUCCUUGACUUCCAGGACUCCUUGCCCUUCACCCCUUUCCGAGCGGCCUUCUUUCUGCUGCCCUCAGUGGGAAGCUGAUCCGCAGUGGUCUGCAUUCCCUCGCGGAGCAGGGUGGCAGGCACUGGGCUGGGGUGCAGAGAGAAGAAGAGUGGUGAGGUAGGGAAGUACCCUGUGUAGGGGUUCUCCCUCUACUGUUGACUCACCCCUCUGAGCCUCGCUUCUGCACAGGUGGGGUGGGAAAACCGGAAAUGAUCCAUAUAUAGGUCUCUGUUUUCACCUAGGGGCAGAGGGGCGGGGCGGUGGCGACUCAGUCCUUCCAGGAGUAGAAUUGCUUAGGCUGUUCCAGAGCUGGGUAGCACUGGGCGUCUGGAAUCUCAUACUUGGUUGCCCAUACGCCUCUCUCUGCCUUCAUGUACCCCUGAGGGCUCUCAUUUUGUCUCUAGCCACUGACAGAGGCUCUCAGCUCGUCUCUAGCCACUGACAGGACUUCUUUCUCCCUGCCUUGGCAGAGGUGCCGAGGCUAGGCUGUGGAUGGUUCUGGGUCCUCAGACUCUUGUCCAGCCGUCUUCAAGGCUGGCUCUUGAUAGGACUCCCCCUCCCCAAACUGCCCACUGGAGCAAGCCCAAGGAGGAGAAUGCCAGGCAGCCGGCUUCUGGGCCACGGAGUGGACCGACCGCUUCAAAGGCUGUCUUUGUUUCCUCUCCAGCUCGUGCUAAGGGAAACUUAAGCCAACAACCUCAGGCAAGGGGGUGGGGCUGUGCCUGCUGGUUGUUAUUGAGGUUGCUGUUGCCGUUAUUGUUGUGACUGACGUCGUCUUCCCAGUCAGUGAGUUUUCGUGAAAGGAAGUGUCACUUCCUUCCCAUCACAGGGACGGUGGCUGGGGUAGGCAAAUGAAAGAGAGAAGGAAAGUGGUACUCACGCUCCUCAGCUCCUCAGCUCCUCAGCUCCUCAGCUCCUCAGCUCCUCAGCUCCUCAGCUCCUCAGCUCCUCAGCUCCUCAGCUCCUCAGCUCCGGGGAGGUGUGUGGCCUUGAACACGCUCUCUCAGAGCAAGUUGACUCAUCAUCCCACAGACUUAGGUCAGAUUUUCGGGAGCACCCUAGGGAGAAUCAGAUGCGGGGGGGGGGGGGGGGGGGGGAACAGGCAGGUAUCACCAAGGAUGUGUGCACACUUGCAGCUGUGAUUUGUAGGGGAAGCCUGCGUGCAUUCUUUCUUCAGUUUAGAACAUUGGCCAUUGAGCCUAGCAUUAUAGAGACGAGGAAGCUACCUAAGCGUGGCUUGGUGGUGCAAGCGUGGGAACACUGGGAAAGCUAAUCCAGAAAACUGUAGGUUCGAGGCCAGUCUGGGUUACAUAGAGAGACCUUGCCCAAGGUCUCAAGGCAAACAAAUAAACAAGUCAAGAGGCAUCCCUGGGGCACUAGAGUCCCCACCCCCCUCCUCCUUCCUGCACAAUUUCAGCUGAUUGCAGCUCACUGGCUGGCAGGGCAAGGGGCAGGCUUACAGGGAGGGGCCUCUCCUUAUCUCUUAGCCUAUCCCAUUGCCUCCUCACUGAUUCCUCUACAGGGUGCCCCUCACCACUUCCAUCUUCCCCUCUUUUACACAGAGCCUUUGUCUACUGAGACAGCAGUUCCCACUUCUUCAGGGACCCUCGAUUGUGUCCAGUGGUUUUCCUUCCUUAAAGGUUAUAAAGUGGUACCCUGGAUCGCAAUGAUGGGGCCCUGGGAGACUCCGAGGCCAGGCACAUUGAUUCACGUGUAACUUCUGCCGCUUCCUUUUCUGGGCGUGGUUGGCUCAGUUGUCCAUGCUGACCUGUUCUCAUCAGUGAAGUGGGGCUGCAGAGAGCCACUCAGGUAGUGUGGCAGCACCUCCUGCCAAGGGGACGAAGGAGCAGUCAGAAGAAGGCGACCCCCUAGAGCUCCCUGUGUCCCCCAAGCCUGAUGAGGAGCAGAGCAGCAGCCAGAGCCCCAUCCAGCUGGAGGACUCUCCUGAGGCCGGCGAGGAGCGGGAGGAAGAACAGGCCUUCCUGGUCAGCCUCUACAAGUUCAUGAAGGAACGACACACGCCCAUCGAGAGGGUCCCCCAUCUUGGCUUCAAGCAGAUUAACCUGUGGAAGAUCUACAAGGCAGUGGAGAAGCUGGGGGCCUAUGAGCUGGUGACGGGCCGCCGACUCUGGAAGAACGUGUAUGAUGAGCUGGGGGGCAGUCCAGGCAGCACCAGCGCGGCCACAUGCACGCGCCGCCACUACGAGAGGCUGGUCCUCCCAUAUGUGCGGCACCUGAAAGGAGAAGAUGACAAACCACUGCCCCCGACUAAGCCCAGGAAGCAGUACAAGAUGGCCAAGGAGCUGAGGGGGGACGAUGGGACCACAGAGAAGCCAAAAAAGGCCAAGGACUCAGAGAGGCAGGUGGACCAGACCACACUGGGAAAGAUCAAAUCAGAUGCCACUGGUCUGACGCAGCCUCCUAGCCAGGGACCCUCAAGGGAUAGCACAGAACAGUUGGGCCCAACAUCUGGGCCCUCUUUGCCAUCCAUGGGUGCUAGCGGCUGUCCGGAGGCCUACAAGCGGCUCUUGUCCAACUUUUACAGCAAAGGGGCACAUGGUAUCAUGUCACCACUGGCCAAAAAGAAACUCUUGGCCCAGGUCAGCAAGGCAGAAGCCUUGCAAUGCCAAGAAGAGGGCUGUCGUCAUGGAGCAAGGAGCCCCAGCAAAGACCUUCAAGAAAGUCCCCAGAACCUAAGAGGGCCAGCUGAGAACUCUGAACACCAGCAAACCCCUCAGGAAGGAUUGCUGCCUCCCAGUGGCAGCACCAAAGUGGAGGUGCAGGAGGGGCCCCACCCCACAGCCCCGACUUUCUCAGGCUGUUUUCAUGCCUACCCAACUGAAGUGCUGAAGCCUGUCAGCCAGCACCCCAGGGACUUCUUCUCUGGCCUUAAAGACAGGGUGCUGUUGGAACGGCCUGCUAAAGAGGAAGGGCUGUCAACCAAAGAGCCCCAGCUGGUGUGGGGCGGGGAUGCCAACCGCCCCUCUGCAUUCCAUAAAGGCAGCUCCAGAAAAAGAAGCUUCUACCCCAAGCCCAAAGCCUGCUGGGUGUCCCCCAUGGCCAAGGUUCCUGCGGAGAGCCCUGUAGCUCCACCUCUCCUCCCCAGUAGCCCAGGCCUUGGCAACAAGGGCAACUUGGAAGAAGAGGGCUUUGCUCAUGGUGGCAAAAAACUGAGGGCAGUGUCUCCCUUUCUGAAGGAGGUGGAUGCCAAGGAGUGUGGGGGCAAGCCUGCAGCACCUGGCAUGGCGGUACCCUGUCUACUGGGCCCAGCCCUGGGGCCCACUCCUCCAGAGGCCUACAGGGGCACCAUGCUGCAGUAUCCUCUGAACUUUGCCAGUAGCCCAGACCCUCUGAAGGGCCAGGCCACACUCCCCUUCAGUCCCCUGGUCAUCCCGGCUUUCCCAGCCCAUCUCCUGGCUACGACAGGCCCCUCACCUAUGGCUACCAGCCUGAUGCAUUUCCCCCCCACGUCCUAUGAUACCGUCCUCCGCAACAGACUGGGCCCAGCUUCAUCUGCCUGGCACAUGCCACCCGUCACAACCUAUGCGGCACCUCACUUCUUCCACCUCAACACCAAGCUGUAGGUCGGAGCCUUUUGUGCCGCGCUGUGAGGAUCCGAUGGGUCCUCAGGAGGGCAGGUGCUGCCGGGAAACUCAGGCCAGAGCCCACUGCCUGGAAGUUGAUGUCCCCCGCCCGCUGGCACUGAUAGGGGUUGUCAGUAGGCUUGUCUCAACAAAUCAGCCUGAGCCCAAAGCCUGGGGACCAAGUUGUGGUAAAAUCACAAAAGUACCUGAGCUAGAAGUAUUCUCUCUCUACAGAGGCCAAGAGGGACUGAAAGGCUAAGGAGCUAGAUAGCAGCUCAAGGCAUCCAGGCUGGCCAUGAAACGUCCAAUCCAAAGACACUGGUGUCAUUGCCCUUGAGGUGUACAGGGCUUUUGCAAGGGGAGGUGAGGCAGGAGCAAGCUUACGGAUGCAGUCACCUGUGUAGGAGCAAAGAUGAAACAAUGCCAUUCUGGUCUGGAUUUUACCACCCCACUGGAGGGCAGCCCAGAGCAAUCUCAGCCUCUUCUGCCCGGAUGAACAGACAUGCUUGCUUUUGCUCCUGCUUCAGGGCACCUACCUGGCUGUCGGGGUUGUCAUGGUACAACGCCCAGAGCUCACUGGUGACUUGGGAGACACGAAGGAGGGACUGUGAGAUUCCAGUCCUCCAGGCUGAGCCACAGACCCAGUCCCAGGACGCUAGGAAGGGAGCUGCUUGCUUUAAGAGGUCCUUGCUGUGUUGUUCAGGCUAGUCUCAGACUCCUGGCCUACAGAAUUCCUGCUGUGGCCUUCUCAGCAACUGGGAUACAGUUGUGAAAGGAGGGAGGCUUCUGAGGGUACUAACACAAAACCCAAGUCAUCUGUCCCAGUGGUGGGUACACUGGUAAACCCUGCUCCCUCGUGCUCCCAGUGACCUGCCGCCAACACACCCACUUUCCUGUUCUCCAUACUGGAUUUGGGGUGAGGGGCCCCAUCUCUGCCUGGGAACCUGUUGCCAAGCCGCAGUAAGUUUCAGCUGUGUUUGCUCCAGGGGCCCACAGAGAAACCCUGUGGUUUAGCACCCUCCUCCCUUAGAGAUAGCUUGACCUGCCAGACCCAAGGAGACUGUCAGUACAGCUUCAUAACUGCUCCCGGGAAGGUAGUGCCACCAAGGCCCAGAGAUGCCAGGGUGCCAGUGAACCGGGUUAGCAGAUGGUUACUGACCUGCAUCAUGGGAACGCAUCCUGUUCCCGACCUCAGGCCAUGGGUAGGAGGGCAAGAUUUUAUGCCCCCCUGGCUAAGGCCAGGGACAGGAGGUGUCAUUGAGGACGCCUGGUUUGGGGAGAUGGUGGUCAGGGAAGGUGAGGGGAGCUGUAGCAAGCAUCUUCCAGCUCCCCCUCUUCCUUCUGGAGGCACUGAGGUGCUGGCCUGUGUAUGCGGAUGACUAGCCCUGAUCAUCUGGCUGCCCCACUGCGCCCAUGUGCUGCGGACUGCAGUAGUGGCGCCCUCUGCAGGCACAUUUGGAGAAUGCACAUCUGGUGAGAUAGAAGAGUGGAUGGAUUCCUAGGCUGGACUCUGCUACCUCUGCCUAAGCAAAGACACUAGAAAUGAACACAAGUCGGGCUUCUUGGAAACCUUUGGAACUCUGCACUGAACACCCGUGUAUCUGCCUCCUUCCCACUGUGAAUGACUCCAAACACCAUGGUAGCUGAUGGGGGUGCAUGCCACACACAUCUCCCCAUGUUUGUACUUGUCCCCGACAGGCUGCCCCAGAGGACCCGCAGGCCAGCGGAAGUGUCAGUGUUCAGUGCAUAAUUUGUGUUCGGGGUCUACAUUCAAAUCUUUCAUGGCAUUUGAGCUGCUAAUGGGGGGAGGAGACAGAUGCCACCCUGGAAUUGGUGCUGCUCCUACCUGUCCAUGGUCCCAGCUCCUUUUCCUGGUACCAGCUUAAGUGUGAUGAGUUAGGCAUUCGGCAGGCAAUGCCUUUGUUUGCUCUGGGGGUUGACGUUCACUGCCUCUUUAACUGUCUUGGGUGGUCACCUUGGUGGCGUUAAGUGUGCAUCACCCGCACUGGCCUGGUGUCACCACCAGAGUUUUAAACAGUGGCCGAGAGUGUCCUCUAGAAGACCUUGAGAAUGGCUAGAGGGGGUGACAGAGAAUCAGAGCAGCAAGUCCCCAAGGGAGUGGCCAGAGCUUGGGGUCCAGGAGCCAAGGGGCCUGUGGGGUUGGGACAGAGGGACCCAGAGGUGACUCAGGCUGUUUGGUGCCUCCUAGGCCGGGGGCGGUUGGGCUUUUACACGAAAUAAAAGAAAGAUGGAAGAGCAUCUCGGCUUC
Molecule: messenger RNA, 5919 nt
Organism: Alexandromys fortis (reed vole)
Lineage: Eukaryota; Metazoa; Chordata; Mammalia; Rodentia; Cricetidae
Gene: Arid5a
Product: AT-rich interaction domain 5A
Exons: 7
Coding region: 2070-3650 (526 amino acids)
Biological process (GO): regulation of transcription by RNA polymerase II
Cellular component (GO): nucleus
Molecular function (GO): transcription cis-regulatory region binding
Source: RefSeq, a predicted model, not a curated record